Messenger RNA from Cannabis sativa, 1329 nucleotides. RefSeq lists its product as uncharacterized. The record is from RefSeq and is a predicted model, not a curated record. NCBI's taxonomy places the organism in Eukaryota, Viridiplantae, Streptophyta, Magnoliopsida, Rosales, Cannabaceae. Bases 1 to 1329 code for a protein of 442 amino acids. The transcript has 2 exons.
AUGGAACGUGUACCAGUACUCAUCAAGAGCAAUGGACAAUGGAAUGAAGAUCACAAUUAUGAGAACUAUGUGGCUAGUGGAGAAUUCAUACCAACAAAAUGCAAGUACGAAGAGCUACUGCAAAUACUGGUUACUUCAUUGGGGUGCGAAAACACCAGCACAACACUACAAAUACAGUACCAAGCUAAAGAAGGAAUACCACCGAUCAAAAUAUGCAACGAUCGAAGCCUCUACUUUUACUUGGAAUUGAAAAUGAAGGAAACAGAUUUCACAACAUAUCCACUAUGUGUGAACCAGGAAAACAACAACAAAACACGUGCUGCAACACCAAAUUCGAUAUCCACAACAACACCGAUUGAAUACAAUGUCGCAAUGAUCGAAAACAACACAACAACGCUUGAAAACAACAUAACAACAACAGAAUCGUACACAACAGGACAGCAAACGGUAGAAGGGGAAAAGUCAGAAACAAUAGAAGAUGAGGAGGACAAAUUCGACAUAAUUGACUAUGCAAAUCUGGUUGCUGAAGAAAUGGUAGAACAACUUGAAAACACCAGUAAAAAACUGGAUCCAGAAAUUGACAUCAACAAUGCAAAGUUAAUAACAGACAAGCAACACCCCGAAGUGGAAAAAGGACAGGCAUACAAAGACAAAGAAACACUAAAAAAUGUCCUCAGCUACUACGCAAUCAAAAACAACUUUCAGUACAAAGUGUGGAAGUCCUGCUCUCAAGAAUACAGUCUGAAAUGUGUUUAUGAAAGCUGCAAUUGGUCACUAAGAGCAUCGAGAAAUGGGCCAACAAACACAUUCAUAAUCAGGAGGUUCUCAAAUAUGCACACAUGCCCCAUAAAUAUAAGGCAUGAAGACCAAAGGCAAGCAACAUCGAAACUGAUAGGGGAAUGCAUAAAACCGAAGUUCUUGAACAUAAAGACCAAGGCAACAGCGAUGGACAUAAAAGGGGAGUUGAAAUACAGAUUUGGCAUCAAAAUGAACUAUAUGAAAGCUUGGAGAAGUAAGGAACAUGCAGUAAACGACUUGAGAGGAAAUGCUAGUGACUCGUACAGCCUAAUACCGAGUUUCUUACACAUGGUGGAAAAAACAAACCCUGGAUCAUUUGUGGAUCUGAAAACGGCAGAAGACAACAGCUUGCUCUUUGUUUUCAUGGCGUUGGAUGCAUCCAUAAAAGGGUGGGGAGCAUGCAGACCGAUAGUUGUUGUGGACGGAACGUUCCUCAAAGCAGCUUAUGGGGGAACUUUGUUGUGCGCAUGCACACAAGAUGCGACAGAGUCAUAUUUUUCCACUAGCGUUUUGUGUUGCAUUCGAGAAUGA